AUGUAUUCUCACACUAUUCAACUCAGCUCUCUCUUUCCUUCAUCAUCAUCUUGCCUUCCUUCACAAGCAUCUACAACCAAGUCGUCGUUGAAGGUGGUGCACAGACACAGCGCAUGCUCGGGACUCAGCAGCGGCAAAGCAUCGGCACCCGACCAUGCCGACAUCCUCAGACGCGAUCAAGCACGAGUGGAGUCCAUCCGAUUGGCACUGUCAAACAGCUUCAGAGACCGCAUCAGGCCGAGCCAAACCACAGAUCUACCGGCUAAACAUGGGAGUACGGUCGGUACAGGGAAUUACAUAGUGACGAUCGGAAUCGGGACACCUAAAAACGAUCUCUCACUCAUCUUCGACACAGGCAGCGAUUUGACGUGGAUCCAGUGCAUGCCUUGUAGAACCUGCUACCCUCAGAAGGAACCUAUCUUUAACCCUUCUUCGUCUUCUUCCUACUCCAACAUCUCCUGCUCUUCGCCGGUGUGUGCUUCUCUCCGUGGCCAAGGUAUCUUUAGCAAUUGUUCGGCAGCUUCCAAUUGCAUCUACGGUACCGUCUACGGUGAUAAAUCCAUUACCGUCGGCAAUCUCGCCACCGAGAAAUUUACCCUAACGAGCUCUGACGUCUUCGACGGCGUUAACUUUGGUUGCGGUAGGAUCAACCAGGGAAAAUUCAGGGGCAUGGCCGGUCUUCUCGGUCUUGGCCGUGGCAAACUCUCAUUUCCAUCGCAGACGGCGAAGAAAUACAACAAUCUAUUCUCCUACUGCCUCCCAUCUUCGGCCAGAUACACCGGUCAUCUCACCUUCGGAUCCGCCGGAGUCUCUAAUUCCGUUCAAUACACCCCGAUUUCCUCCGUCUCAGAUACGACCUUCUACGGUAUCAGCAUCGUAGGCAUCACCGUCGGCGAUAAGCAAUUGGAGAUUCCUCCGACCGUAUUCUCAUCGCAAAGUGCCAUAAUCGACUCCGGCACCGUAAUCUCUCGCCUUCCUCCCAAGGCCUACGAGGCACUGCGAAGCGCGUUUAAGGAAAGGAUGUCGAACUACACGGCUACGACGUCGCCGAGCUCGGUUAUGGACACGUGUUACGAUUUCACGGGACUGGAGGAGAUUACCAUCCCGAGCAUUUCAUUCUCCUUCAGCGGCGGCACCGUCGUGAAACUUGACCUAGCAGGGAUUUUGUACGUAUUUGAUGUAUCCCAGGUUUGUUUGGCGUUUGCAAGCAACGGUGAUACUACUCUUCCCACAAUCUUUGGGAACGUUCAGCAAAAGACGCUACAAGUUGUGUACGACAACGCUGGUGGACGCAUCGGCUUUGCUCCCAAUGGCUGUAGUUAG
Messenger RNA from Microthlaspi erraticum, 1323 nucleotides. Lineage: Eukaryota; Viridiplantae; Streptophyta; Magnoliopsida; Brassicales; Brassicaceae. The record is from the annotation of a GenBank genome assembly.